Hermetia illucens (black soldier fly) is the source of this 406-nucleotide messenger RNA. RefSeq names its product ctenidin-1-like. Bases 69 to 344 code for a protein of 91 amino acids. The record is from RefSeq and is a predicted model, not a curated record. Lineage: Eukaryota; Metazoa; Arthropoda; Insecta; Diptera; Stratiomyidae. The transcript is spliced from 2 exons.
UGUUACUAUAAAAGCUAAAGUCAUACACCCUAUUGGUAUCAGUCGUUUCUGAAGUGUCACCGUUAAUAAUGAAAUUCCUAGCUUCUCUCAUUGUCAUCCUCGCCGUUCUUGUUGUGGCCCUUGCUGCUCCUCAAUUCGGAGGGCAAAUUGGCGGUUUCGGAGCAGGUGGUUUUGGCGGUGGUGGUUUUGGUCCAGGUGGUGGUUUCCGUCCGGGUGGUGUUGCUGAAUUCCAAGAAUCAUCAUCAUCAGUAAAUGUUGAAAGAGAAACCUUCGAUCAAGGCGGUUUCGAGAUCUCAGAUUCAUCUGUCACUUCUUCAUCUGUCUCAGAAUCAUUCCGUGAUUAAAACUAUGCUCUUAAUAUUAAUUUUAGAUAAUACUGAAUUAGAAAAUAAAUGUGUUUCCCAUA